Molecule: messenger RNA, 780 nt
Organism: Microthlaspi erraticum
Lineage: Eukaryota; Viridiplantae; Streptophyta; Magnoliopsida; Brassicales; Brassicaceae
Source: the annotation of a GenBank genome assembly
AUGUGGGGAAAAGGAAAGAAACUUGAGAUCCAUAAUAAUCCUCUCACUCGAUCAUUGAUAGUGCGGAUUCCAAACGAGUACAUGCGAUCCAAAAUUCUAGAGAAAGGAGCCUGGUAUGUCGGCGAUUCAAUGUUCCAUACAGCAAAAUGGACUGCAGGUCACUCACCGGAGGAUUGCCAAGCGGUCACGAUGCAGCUCUGGGCCCAUCUUACUGAAGUACCUUUAGACCUAAGGCAUCAAAACGGCCUUAGUUUAAUUGCAGGCUUGAUUGGCGAACCAAAGGAAACAGAUGAUUUCACUAAAAACCUAGUAAGUCUUACCAUUGCACAUGUCAAGGUAGAAGUGCGACUGACAAAAGACCUUCCCGAUGUAGUUGAGUUUGAAAGGGAAAGUGGUGAAGUGGUUGAGGUAUUCGUCGACUACCCAUGGCUACCUCCCAAGUGCUCUCACUGUCAAGAACUAGGUCACAUUGCAAAGAAUUGCCUGCUCCUGCCAAUACCGACUAAAGAGGUUCCUCCGGCUCCUGAAAAAGGGAAACAGGAGAAGAUUUAUAAGAAAAAGGAAUCAACCUCCAAAGAAAAGGACCCGAUUUCCUCACACCCAAAGUCGAAGCCAACCUCUCCCCCUGAAACUCCAAAGAUCCAAAUCCCUGUUACCUUACGUCCACCUUUGGUAAACCAUCCCACUGAAAUCAUCCAUCCUCAAAACCCUUCUGCUACCCCAAAAACAGACCCUAAACUUUCUUCAAAAACCACCUUUAGCCCCCCUCAAUCCCUUUAA